AUCUCAAAAUCAGUAAAUAAUGUCCCUCCACCGCCGCCAGCACCAUUCCUCCUCCUUACCUUCUUGCUUCAGCCCCUCCGCCGCCGAAGAAGACGAAGACACGUUCAAAGCGUCGCUACCGCCGCCGCCGCCGCAAACGGCUGGUAAAACCGACGUUACAACAAGUUUCUACGACACAAAUCUUGGGAUUUUCUCCCUCACCUGGUCCCGCACCUUCCUCGGCAGUUCUAUCAUCUUCAACCUCCACCCUUCCUCUCACUUCUCUCCCUCUUCAUCCCUUUCUUUUCGUUUUCUUAUCAAACCCUUCGUUUUUUGGAAGAAAUACGGCAACAAAAAACUCAGCACCACCCCAAAUAUCCACGUCUUCUGGGACUUCUCCAGGGCCAAAUUCGGGUCCGGGCCCGAACCCGAAUCUGGAUUCUAUAUCGCCGUCGUUGUUGACGGGGAAAUGAUACUUCUCGUCGGCGAUUCUAACAGAGAAGCUUACGCCAAAACCAGAGCUCAAAUACAAAACCCCGGGAAAGCCCAAGCUCUUGUUUUUAGAAGGGAACACCUUUUUGGCAACAAAUCGUACACUACAAAAGCCAUUUUUGCCGGCAAAAGGAGAGAGGUCUCGAUCGAAUGUAGGGUAAACGACAGUCCGGAGCUUUGUUUCAGCGUCGAUGACGAAAGGGUAUUGCGAAUAAAGCAUCUGAAAUGGAAAUUCAGAGGCAACGAGAAGAUUGAAGUCGAUGGGGUCUCGAUUCGAGUUUCGUGGGACGUGUAUAACUGGUUGUUUGAUCGGGAUUCGAACAACGGACAUGCCGUUUUUGCGUUUAAGUUCGAGGAUGAAGAUGGAGGCUCCGAAAUUCUCGAACAAGUAGCGCCGCCGGUGGGUGGUGGUGCUUUUAACGAGAAAAACGGCGUCGUUCCGUGUCGGCCGGAUUCACCUGGCAGCGGAAAGAAGAGUAGGAGCUUGUUGACGACGGCUAGAAGCUCCUCGUCUUCUUCGAUUUCGACGUCUUCGGCUUCAUCGGGAGGAAGCUCGUCGGUAAUGGAUUGGGAAAGCGUUGAGGAAAGUGAGUUAAAUGCUCCUACCGGUUUCUCUUUGCUCGUCUAUGCCUGGAAAAAGUGA
This is a messenger RNA of Hibiscus syriacus, 1114 nucleotides long. RefSeq lists its product as uncharacterized. The record is from RefSeq and is a predicted model, not a curated record. The coding region runs from base 20 to 1114 and encodes 364 amino acids. The transcript has a single exon. NCBI's taxonomy places the organism in Eukaryota, Viridiplantae, Streptophyta, Magnoliopsida, Malvales, Malvaceae.